AUGUCAGUAAAAAUAACUGAAAAGUCGCAAGUACAGAACUUGAUUCUUGAUAAAUAUGAUUAUUUCCUUUUCGAUUGUGAUGGAGUAUUGUGGUUAGGUGACCAUCUACUUCCCUCCAUUGGUGAAGCUUUGGAUUAUCUUAAACAACAAAACAAGACAGUGAUAUUUGUCACCAACAACUCCACCAAAUCACGUACUGACUAUUUAUCCAAAUUCAACAAGAUGGGGAUUUCCAAUAUUACUAAACUGGAGAUCUUUGGAUCAUCAUUUGCAUCUGCGGUGUAUGUUGAGAAGAUUUUGAAAUUACCCAAGGAUAAGAAAGUUUGGGUAUUGGGUGAAGAAGGUAUUGAAAAAGAGUUGCAUGAGUUGGGGUAUAGUACUGUUGGAGGUACAGAUCCCAAAUUGGUUAAAGAAGGUGUUAAGUUUGACCCUAAUACAACCUUGUUUGAUAACUUGGAUCCCAAUGUUGGUUGUGUUGUUUGUGGAUUAACAUUCAACAUCAAUUAUUUAAAAUUGUCCCUCACCAUGCAAUACUUACUCAAGGACAAUAAGAGUAUUCCCUUCAUUGCUACAAACAUCGACUCUACAUUCCCAAUGAAGGGUAAAUUACUCAUUGGUGCAGGAUCAAUUAUUGAAACUGUUGCAUAUGCUAGUGGACGACAACCAGAUGCCAUUUGUGGAAAACCAAAUCAAAGUAUGAUGAAUUCAAUCAAAGCACAAUUGCCAGGGUUGGAAAAAAACCCCAAGAAAGGAUUGAUGAUUGGUGAUAGAUUAAACACCGAUAUGAAGUUUGGAAGAGAUGGUGGAUUGGACACUAUGUUGGUGUUGACAGGAAUAGAAACAGAGUCCAAUGUGAAACAAUUAUCUAAGGAAGAUGCGCCAACUUAUUACAUUGAAAAAUUGGGAGACAUCUACGAAUUUACCCAUUGA
Messenger RNA from Lodderomyces parapsilosis, 930 nucleotides. RefSeq names its product 4-nitrophenylphosphatase (gene PHO15). Lineage: Eukaryota; Fungi; Ascomycota; Pichiomycetes; Serinales; Debaryomycetaceae. Gene Ontology annotation, molecular function: alkaline phosphatase activity; phosphoglycolate phosphatase activity. The record is from RefSeq and is a predicted model, not a curated record. The transcript has a single exon. Bases 1 to 930 code for a protein of 309 amino acids.